AUGGCUGAAGUAACGAGCCAAUCUCAGCAAGCUGCAGCUACACCGGUCUACAUUCUUCGCGGACAUGCGGCCCCCAUCCAUGCCCUGUACAUCUUCUCCCAGAACCUACGGCUGGUGUCAGGCGAUGCCGAUGGCUGGAUCGUCGUCUGGGAUAUAGUCACCAAACGACCAGUGACAGUCUGGAAGGCGCAUGAAGGUGCUAUUCUUGAAGCCAAGGGGUUCGCUGUUGAAGGUGGUGGGGCAGAGAUAUACACACAUGGUCGCGACCACAAGUUAUGUGUUUGGAAGCUUCGAAAAGAGGAUGAGAAGUUUCUUGACAAGACGCUUCCGGUCGACGCAGCUGCCUCAAAUCAACAGGACAAAGGGACUAAACCAUGGCUGCUGCACUCUCUCCCUGUCAAUGCACUCAACUUCUGUGCUUUUUCGAUGACCUUCAUCGAUAAACACACCCAAAAAGACAUCGAUAAUGACUCAACCCGACAUCAACCAAAAAAUAACGACAUUUUAUUUGCAGUCCCUAACGCUUUGGACUCUGGGGGCAUUGAUAUCUUUCAUCUCCCCUCUGAACUUCGCCUCUGCACCAUCCGGUCUGACCCCACCAUAAAAACCGGAAUGGUCAUGAGCGUGGAAAUCUUUUUCUCACCAUCGGGCGAUCUCUAUGUGACAUCUGCAUACGAGGAUGGCCACGUUAUGGCCUUUGUUCGAAGGGGCCCGAUCGACCCGGCGAGUUUUGAUCUCAAACACAUCUCCUCCCACCCAUGGAAAUGGGAAAAGAUCUAUGGUAGUCGCCCGCAUAGCCAGCCUGUUCUCUCUAUCGAUGUCCCGCCUUCACGCGAUUGCUUCUUCUCUUCGUCUGCUGAUGCUCUGAUCAUUAAACAUCCCAUACCAACACACCCCACCAUUGGUAAGAAUGGGGAAGAUCUGCCGCUGAAAACUAUCAAUACGAAACACUCUGGUCAACAAGGAUUACGUAUUCGUCGCGAUGGUAAGAUCUUCGCAACUGCUGGUUGGGAUAGCAGGGUAAGGGUGUACUCCGGGAAAACAAUGAAAGAGCUCGCUGUUCUUAAGUGGCACAAGGAUGGUUGUUAUGCUGUUGCCUUUGGAGAAGUCGACCCUGUCACUGAGCCAGCAUCGUCUGACACGGCAGAAGGGCAAAGUUUAUCACUGGCUACAGUCCAUAGCCAACGGAAUCUCAAAGUACAACAAACGCACUGGCUGGCAGUUGGUUCCAAGGAUGGAAAGGUUUCAUUAUGGGAUAUCUACUGA
Messenger RNA from Penicillium manginii, 1266 nucleotides. Its product is annotated as WD40 repeat domain-containing protein. The transcript is spliced from 2 exons. The coding region runs from base 1 to 1266 and encodes 421 amino acids. Gene Ontology annotation, molecular function: protein binding. NCBI's taxonomy places the organism in Eukaryota, Fungi, Ascomycota, Eurotiomycetes, Eurotiales, Aspergillaceae. The record is from RefSeq and is a predicted model, not a curated record.